This is a messenger RNA of Phycomyces blakesleeanus NRRL 1555(-), 480 nucleotides long. RefSeq lists its product as hypothetical. The transcript has 6 exons. NCBI's taxonomy places the organism in Eukaryota, Fungi, Mucoromycota, Mucoromycetes, Mucorales, Phycomycetaceae. The record is from RefSeq and is a predicted model, not a curated record. Bases 1 to 480 code for a protein of 159 amino acids.
AUGUUUAUGUUUGAAGUUUCAUAUUCUGGCAAGAAAAGUAUGAUGAUAAGUGUACAUAUGAACCCUGCCCUACGCCGGAGAAAUUUCCUAGCCUUGAUAAGUAAUUGCUGUAGCAUUUGCUGUCCCAGCUGGGAGUGGGAAGUGAUCUUCGUUCUCUUGUCAGCACUUGCAAGAAUGCGAAAUGAAACCUCUAAGUUAGUUUUUUUUUUGAAGUUUUAUGUGGCGUCUGAAUUAAAAAAGGAUUGUUUCCAAAAAAAGAAAGGAAAGGAGAAUAGCCAUCGCUAUUCCGCCAAAAGCGGGGUAGAGCGAGUCCUUCGUUACCCAGACUGUCCCGCCGAUUUCUAUAGGCCGGUAUAUUCUUCCAAUGUUCUAUUUAAGAAGACCCUACGUCUUGUCAACCUUGAUCCCUUUCCCGGUCUACCUUUUGCCGAAAUAGCCUUUACUGGACCUAGUUCCGUACUUAUAUUUGUGCCUAAAUAA